Naegleria gruberi is the source of this 3954-nucleotide messenger RNA. RefSeq lists its product as uncharacterized. Gene Ontology annotation, molecular function: guanylate cyclase activity; peptide receptor activity. The record is from RefSeq and is a predicted model, not a curated record. The coding region runs from base 1 to 3954 and encodes 1317 amino acids. The transcript is spliced from 4 exons. Gene Ontology annotation, biological process: receptor guanylyl cyclase signaling pathway; intracellular signal transduction; cGMP biosynthetic process. Lineage: Eukaryota; Heterolobosea; Eutetramitea; Acrasida; Naegleriidae.
AUGCGUUCUGUUUAUAGACAAAUACUACCUGAGGAGAGUAAUACAGUACUCUCACCUAAUGCAGCUGCCACAGGUAGAGAGAAUAAUUUUCUUACUGUUCAUCGUACUCCUGUGAAGAGAUUGUCAAUUGAUAUACAAUCGAGUUAUACGACAGCUGAUUCGGCUUAUCAGCAAUUUAUGUUAAAUGCUAGAGCUAGUGUGAAACAGUAUAAGAAGGGAUUGUUGUUAUUAUUGAGAUCUGAUUUGGUGGAAACUUCUAAUACAACGAAAGAUUUGAAUGGAGAAACAGUUCAAAUUCAUGAAAUUACAAUGAGAUUAUGUAAGAAUAUUUUACAGAGAGGAUUUGGAGAUCGUCAAGUCAUGGAAACUGUGGCAAUGUUGUUCGCUUACAGACACAUUUGCACUUCAUCAAGUUUAACUGUAGCCGUCGAAUUUGAGUUGACAAUGGAGAGUGAACAAGUCUUUAAACAACUCCUAUCGAGAAAGACAAAGAAAAUACUAAGUUUGUACGCUUCAUUUGUGGAAAUUGUGUAUUUUGAUAAGGAAGGAGCUCAUGCAUUGUACUUGGAAGCCAAUGCAAUGGAAGAGCAGAAACCAGUCAAACUGCAAAAAUACAAGACAUCGAGAAUUAUGCCACAACCAAUGUCAAAAGAUGACAACUUGUCAGAACAAGGUUCAUUUCAAAAGAGAGCUAGUUUCUUUUCAGAUGCUGAAUUUGCUCACCAACAAUUAUUGGAUGAUGUAUUGGAGGAAAGUGCAAGUGUUGCUGGCGCAGGAGGCGAACUCAAAAAGGAUUACCUAUUUAGGAAUGCUUUGAAAACUUUAAAAUCAAAUACGGCAACUAAAAUUUUCUAUGCCAUAUUCUUAUUACUGGGAGGAUUUAUAAUUUUGGGCUCGAUUGGUUUGUCCACUUAUCAAGGGGCCAUUAUUAAGAAAAAUAUUGUAAAUUUGAGAUUAAUUUGUGUUCCACAAAUUUCACCAAUUUCCACAAUUAGAAAUUUGAGAGCUUUCCAAAAUUGGGUGAAUAUGUUUGUGUUGAAUGAAUAUAGUUGGCCAGAACAAAGACAUGGAUUUUUAAAUGAGUAUAUAACAGCAUAUGUUGAUGAUCAUCGUCGAGUAUUGGAACAGGACAUUUCAGUAUUGGAAGACUUGGUAAAAUUAGGUCAAUUGGUAGCGUUUGAUGCAUCUACCUAUACAGCAUAUGGAAAAUCACAAUAUUCCUUCAGGGUUCCAAGUGUUAAUGGAACUGAUUCUUGGUCAAAAUUACAAUUUACUGGAAUUCCAGAAAAUAGAACACUGUCGAUAAUUGAAAUGACUAAUUCCUUAUUGCAAUAUAUGGAUGAAAUCAAAACUGUUCUUCCAUUCAACGAUUUGAAUGCAUUCUUCAAUACAACCAAUCAAACUGCCCGACAUCAAAUUCAAGAACGUUUAUUGAACUCUACACUUCUCAAUCCAGUUAAUGAUUUCAGUUUCAUGUUACUAUGGAUUAAUAUGAAAUCAAGUUCUUUACAAUACAAGGAAUUCUGCUCCAAUUUCAUGAAGAAGAGCAAUAUUCAAGCCAAUGACAUGAUUUACCAAUUCGAAUAUUUUUUCAUUGGAACAUUAUGCUUUUACAUCAUUAUCGGUUUACUUUUCUCGUUAUUCCUUCAAUACGAGCUCACUUUCAUCUCGAGACUGAUUAAAGUAUACGACAAGCAAAUUGGCAAGGAUUUGAUUGGAAGGGUUUAUCAAACCCUUUCUACCAAAACUGAUACAGAAGCCUCCCUAAGAAUGUCCAUAUUUUCUCGAAUGAUGAGAGGAAAUGUCUCUGUCAUUGUGUUGGUAAUUGCAAUUUCACUUGUCAUUCCAUUGUGUGUUGGUUUAAUGUUUUAUGAGAGCAGGGCAACUAUUAAGAGUGCAAUGUUUACGUAUACGAAUGUUGCCCUUUCUUCUGAAUGUUUGCAAAAUUUACAAAUGUCAUCAUUUUUCUUGACAGAGUUAUUAACAUACUAUGGUCUUCCAAUAUUGAGCUAUAAUUCCAUUUCCGUGAAAGGAAAAAAUGUUAAAUAUGGACAUCCAUACUUUAACAAAUAUGAUUUUGUUGGAAUGUAUGCAGAAAUCAGAAAACAAGCAGAUAGUCUAGGUGCAGAAUGGUCUGAAUUAAUUUAUGGUGAUGUAACAAAGCCUGACGAUGAUCCUGUCAUUGGUUUAUAUCCAGUUUUGGAUGCCCUUCUGGUAGAUGUCAAUAAUUGCAGUCUUUACUUGGCCCAACGUAGUUUGGAAGAAACUUAUGAAAACUAUUUGGAGUAUUGUGCUGGAAUUGAAAAGAUUGUGACGUUAUAUUUGACAAAAACGACACAAGUUAGUGAGUUGACCAGAGAUCAUUAUAUUCAGCAAAUGAAAGACCCAUCAAAAUUGAUAGAUCCUUUGGAGUUAUAUUUGCAACACAAUGACUUGUUUAGAAUGUCUAUUCCAUUGACUAAAAAGUUGCAAGUUUACAUGCAAGAGUUUGUAAGAGUUUCAUCUGAACUUUCGUUUGGAUUCUUGAUCGGUUUUAGCAUUUUUGGAUUCUUAUGUAUUGGAGUAUUAGGUUAUUUACUCUUCAGCGUAAUGAAUAAUAAUUGGGAUUCCCUUCAAAAGACCAGAAUGAUGCUCAAUUACAUUGCCCUGGAUUACAUUGAUAGAAAUGAAGUUUUACGAAACCUAGUUCUCUAUCAUAGUUAUCCUAAUGUCAUUCUCGACAAGAUUAGCCACAAGACAAGCAAACAAGAAGAUCGUCUUAGUAUUUCCAGCUUUACCGAAAUGAUCAACAAACACAUUGAUGGAACAAUUCUCAUAGACGAAUCUGGUUACAUUGAUGCAAUGAACAAUGCAGCUCACAGAUUAUUUGGCUCGAAAUCUUCUGACUUUCUUGGAGCUCAGUUCUACAAGCUAUUCGAAGAAAAAUGUUUGGAAAUGGUAAAGAAGGCAUUCUGUUCUAUAAUGGACGCAGCAAAGAAAGCAUCCGAAAGUGCAGAAAAUCGAAGCAUGGUUGAAACUUUGGAAGUUGAUUGUCUCAGAUUGAAUCAAACCAAGUUUCCUUCCAAGAUUUCCUUCUUCUCCAUGAAUAUGUCUGAAAAGGGACUAAUCAUUGUCUGUACCAUUAAGGAUAUCACUUCGGAGACUAAACAAAAAUCACUCCUUGAAGAGGAGAAGAAAAACUCUGAAAAUCUAUUGAAGAACAUUCUCCCAGAAGGAGUAGCAGCCAGAUUAAAGAAGGGUGAGACGUUCAUUGCAGAGAAACUCAAUGACAUUACAUGUUUCUUCUCAGACAUGGUUGGAUUUACAAAAAUCUCAAGUAACAUGCAAGCUACUGAUCUUGUGCAAAUGUUGAAUUUUGUGGUGAACGGUUUCGACAAGUUGACUGAAAAGUAUGAGUUGGAAAAGAUUAAAACCAUUGGUGAUGCCUAUUUUGUGACUGGUGGUUUGAAUGGUUGCUCUGACCAUCCUGAAAAUAUGUUGAAAUUCGCCAUUGAGACAUUUGACGUGAUUAAGGAAUUUAAUCUGAGUGGAAAUUUGAAAGAAGGUGUAUAUUUGAAUAUUAGAAUUGGUAUAAAUACUGGUGCAUGUGUGGCUGGUGUAAUUGGUAUUAAAAAAUUUGCCUAUGAUCUAUGGGGUGAUACCAUCAAUACAGCCUCUCGUAUGGAAUCAACAGGUGUUCCAGGAAGAAUUCAAAUUUCCAGAACAACCUAUGAACGAGUUUAUGAUUUGGGUUUCGAAUUUGAAGAACGACAAGUUGAAGUGAAAGGAAAAGGUCAAAUGCAAGCAUAUCUAGUUAAUGCCAAACAUCAUACAAAUCCACUUAUUGAAUUGGUAUCUACUGCAAUGAUUGAUGAAGAAGAUGAUGAUCUUUCUAUUGCAAGAAUUCUUCACAGCUCGACUAAUACAGCACCAGAGGAAAUUCAACAAGAAACCUCUCCAACUCCAACUCAAUAA